Messenger RNA from Rotaria socialis, 1617 nucleotides. Lineage: Eukaryota; Metazoa; Rotifera; Eurotatoria; Philodinida; Philodinidae. The record is from the annotation of a GenBank genome assembly.
AUGCAAAUAGUAUGGGAUCUUAUCGAACAUACAUUAUUGGCAUGUGUGCGUUCUAAAGUUCAUAAAAUACGCGGAGAUUUGCAAGCUGUAUGCUAUAAUUCUCAUACACGUUGCUUAUUAUUUGCAAGUGAACAAAUUUCAUUUUUAAAUCUUAAAUUACGACCUUAUUUGCAUGCUGAUGUUGUUGUUUCGCAUUAUGAGCCUAUACUUGGUUUACUUUUUAUCAAAGAAUUCAAACAAGUUAUUUCCUGUACAGAAAGUGGAGUCAUUCGUUUAUGGGACUUUCUAACUGGACGACAAGUACAUGAAUUUCGAGCACAUAAUGGUCAAGCUGUUACAUCCAUGACUCUAGAUACAACAGAACGAAGAUUAAUAACCGGUAGUCGAGAUGGUACAUGUCGUGUAUGGAAUGUGCAUAAUGGGCAAUUAUUAAAAAUAUUUAAAAAACCAAAUGAUUCACUUGAAGUAACUGAUGUAGCUUUUAUUCUUGUUAAUAAUAAUUGUUCAAUAUUAUCUGUUGGAUGGGAUAAACGUGUAAAUGUUUUUAAAGAUGAUCGUGAACGUAUCAAACAGGUUUGUUAUCCUGAGGACCAAUUUAUGGGUGAUAGUCAAAAUGAAGGCCAUAAAGAAGACAUAUUAUGUAUUGAUAAAUCUCAAGGUGAUUUAAUAGCAACUGGUGAUUAUGGUGGAAAAAUUAUUAUUUGGAAUAUGUCAAGCAAAAAAAUAUUUGCUUGUCUAAAAGAUCUUAGUGCGGAAAAUCAACAUUCGGAAGAAAAUGCAAACGACAAACUUAUCAGUCGUGUGAUAUUUAUUGAUGGAAGAUUUGGUCGACAUGACAUAGCUAAUUUAGUUGCCAGUGGACCUUAUGGUCAGAUUCAUUUUUGGAAUAUUUAUAAAAAUGGUGUAUUAAUGGCUAAAUUUCGACCGAAUAAAGAAAGAAUAACAACAGUAACAAAACUUAAGCUAGAUGCUGCAUGUUGUCUUUUAUUUGCUGCUGAUUCAUUGGGUUUUCUAUUCAUCUAUGAAAUAGAAAAUUAUGCACUUAAACAAGAAACCGAACCACCUCGUUGUGUUCGAACUUGGCGUGGUCACAUUGAUAGCGUAACCGGACUACAAUAUAUAGAUCAAACUCAAAUUAUUAUGUCUACAGCACUCGAUUGGACAAUACGUCUUUGGAAUCUUCAAGGACAUUUCAUAGGAACAUUUGGACAAACUAUUCCAUGGAAUUUAUAUGAUCCAGCAACAUAUCAACAUCCAUCGGUUCCAUUAGAUGUAUUAACUGAUCCAAAAAGUUUACCACACAAUCAACAGAUAAAAGAUGAAAAAGAUGAUGCAUCACCACCCGUACCAACCAUAGUUAUAAACAAACAAGCCGUUCUGGAUGAUGAAACAAUUGCCAAUAAUGUCCAUGACACAAUUAAUAAACUAAGACAUAGUCAAUCAGCUGGAGGAUUUGUUGGAAAAAGACUUCGAUAUUUUCGUGAUAAACCUGCCGUUUCAAUACGUCGUGAUGGUUCAAGUCAUUAUCAACAUUUACGUUUUUAUCCAAUUGAUGAUAAUCCUCCUGUACAAACUGCAAACAGUAUCGUUCAUUUUGCUAAUACAGUUAAAUUAUGA